CUCUCUUCAAGAAAUAAUGUAAAAUCAAAUGAAAAAGUUCUCGAUAAAAAUAAAAUGUCGAAUGAAAAAAUUUUAAAUUUUUUUAUUUCAUUCUGUCUGAUUUUCAAUAAAUUUUAUUGCCAAAUAUCUGAAUGUGAAAUGUCAGCAGAUCUCGGGGAAGCUCGAAAAAGUCGUUUACAUCAUCCAUGUGAAAUAAAUAGAAAUCCAUAUUUUCAUAUUGAAACUCAUGAAAAUUUUUAUUGUGUUUUUUACUCAAGCAUCGAUACAUCGAUAUUUGGAGAAGCAACUGUGAAUAUUAAAGUUGAUGGCGAAUGGGAAGUUGAGCAAAUUGGUUCGAAAGAAUUCUCAUCGAACCAAACUUCAAUUUUAUUCACAGUUCUCCUUGAAGAUGUCAUUUUAAAAAUAUUUUCAGAAGACGAGGACGAGAUACCAAAAAUAGUCAGUGUUAUUGUCACUCUAGGCGAUGAAACGGAAGAAUAUUGCAGCACAACAAAGUGUGGAAUGAGGAGUGAAGCAAUUCCAGUCAUUAUCAAUGGUGAAAAAGUAAGAGAAGGAUCGUGGCCAUGGCAUGCAGCAAUUUAUUAUCGUCCGACAACUGGUACGAUUAAAUUUCGAUGCGGUGCCACAAUCAUCAAUGAAAGAACUCUUAUUACAAUUGCAACGUGUUUGGUGACCUAUAAUGCUGCAAUACAGAAACGUGUCGAACUUGAUAUUGACAAAUUGUCUGUAGCUGUUGGUGAGACAAUACUAUUCGAUUCAUCUGGCACUCGACAAGUGUUUAAAGUCAAUGAAAUUAAAUUUCAUGAGAAUUAUACAAAAGAAUAUGUUCAAGGAAGUUUUAAUUCAGCUAGAAGUUACAAGGAUGAUUAUAAUGUAGCAUUAAUCAUUCUUCAUGAAGAUAUUCGAUAUUCUCUACAUGUAGUGCCAAUUUGUCUGCCGACUUCUGAUGAAUAUGAUUAUGAUGGGAAAGUUGGGAAAGUUGUUGGAUGGGGAUUCUCAGAAGUGGGUGACCUCAAAAUAUCACAGCAUCUUCAAGACCUCACAGUUCCAACAAAUAACUUCCUGACAUGCAUGUUUCGAGCUUUUAAUCGUACAAUUUACAGUGGAUUCUCAGCAAGUCGUAAUUUUUGUGCAGGAUAUAAAAGACACCGUGGGAUUUGCACUGGAGAUUCUGGCGGUGGACUUUACAUUAAAGAAGAUUCACAAUAUACACUGUAUGGACUGGCUAGCUUUGCAAACUGCGAAUGUGUCAAGGAGGAAAAUAGAUGUACAAUUUAUGGUGAAGGAUUCUUUGUUAAUUUAGUGAAAGUUUUAAAAUGGAUUCAGAAUAAUAUGUAUUAA
Chironomus riparius is the source of this 1341-nucleotide messenger RNA. NCBI's taxonomy places the organism in Eukaryota, Metazoa, Arthropoda, Insecta, Diptera, Chironomidae. The record is from the annotation of a GenBank genome assembly.